Molecule: messenger RNA, 2841 nt
Organism: Oncorhynchus masou masou (cherry salmon)
Lineage: Eukaryota; Metazoa; Chordata; Actinopteri; Salmoniformes; Salmonidae
Exons: 8
Coding region: 1-1857 (618 amino acids)
Biological process (GO): regulation of translational fidelity
Cellular component (GO): cytoplasm
Molecular function (GO): double-stranded RNA binding; nucleotidyltransferase activity; tRNA binding
Source: RefSeq, a predicted model, not a curated record
AUGUUGUUCUACAGCUUUGGAUACGUCACGUCCUUCUCCCUGGGUGCUGUGUGGGUCUCCAUCAUCUCUGCUGCUCAACUCCUCUCUAGCUACUACGCUCACCUGCGGCAAGAUGGCUACCUGGUCACCAAGGCCGGCCUGCAUGCCACCUACUGGCUUACCAAGGCGUGGGAGGAGUUUGUGUUGUCGGCUGUGAUCGUGUCGGAGCCGGAGGGAGAGGUGGCUACUGGGAGACAGGCGAUGGUUGGUGAUUGGUUCUUCGUGGCGGUGGCGCUCCUUCUCUUGGUUGUCAGUCUGAGUAAUGACACCCUGGAGGUGACCCAUAAUGCUCUGUUCCUGCUGCUGUCCGUCUCCACGGUCCCCCAGAUCCCCCUCCAGGGGUACUAUGUGUUCUUCGGGGUGUCCUGUUCCCUGUUCGCCUCCGCUUCGCUCUACGGGACAUUUUGCCGCCUGAUCAACUCUAUCGCUGAGAAGAGUCUGAUCCCGGUGGGUCCUCAGCCCGUCUCCUCCGACUGUCUCCUCUCCUUCCUGUCCUGCUUUCGCUCCCCGAGGAAACUCCAGGGGGCGCUGCCUUCAUCAUCAUCAGCAUCAUCCCUGACCAAUCAGAUCCCUGACGCUCUGUUCUACCUGACCAACGGCGUGGCCGCUCUCGGCGCUCACGCGGCCUCAUCCAGUCAGAGUGUGUCCUUCCUGCGUCUGAGUGUUCCCUGGGUUCUGGUAUCUGGAGCAGUGGUACAGGGGUUCGUCAGCAGGCUGCAGGUCAGAGGAGGACAGAGGUUUGGCUCCGUCAUCCCAUCCUUCUACCUGUCUGUCUGGGCCACCUGGACAUGGUAUCGCUUCGCAGGCCCCUUGCUGCAGAUCUCUCCAGUAGGAUCCUAUGGGUUUACAGCUGGAGCCAUCGCUUUCCUGGUCAUCAACGCUUUCCUCAUGCUCAUCGCUGCGUAUGGUAACCUGGUCCUCUUGUCUCUGACCGUGGUCAUGGAGGCGGUUCUGGUGUGUUUCCUCCUGUCCACUCUGCAACAGCUCCCCUACCAGCUGGAGAUUGCCAUGCUAGCUGUGUUCUCUGUCGUCUGUCUAUAUGGAACCCUGGCAUCACUGGUCAACGGUACCUUCCGCCAGAGUGUGAUGCCCAUGGGGCCUCCACUGGUUAAGGAUGUGAAUCAGCAGCAGAAGUCCUCCCCUGCCCUGCCUUGUCCCGUGGCAGACUCCAGACUGACCAGCGGUCUUCUGAAGAUCUCCAGACUGCUGGACGACGGGGGGGUCUGUGGAAUCCCCACCGAUACGGUCUACGCCCUGGCCGCUUCCUGCAAGAACCCUCAGGCCAUCGAGAACAUCUACAACAUCAAGGACCGUCCAGCAGAGAAGCCCAUCUGUAUCUGUAUCUCCAGUGUGGAGCAGCUGGUGGCAGCCAAGCCCCCAUUCAGCUCUCUACUCUGGGAAUUCAUGAGGAAUGUCUACCCUGGAGGGAUCAGCUGCAUCGUCAGCAAGGGAGACUGGCUACUCAGACUGGGUGUGGGUCCGGCCUACGACCGCGUGGGGACCAAUGAUAGCAUCAUGAUCCGAGUCCCUGACCACACCGUCACAGGACACCUGUGUGACAUCACCGGACCACUUGCCAUCACCUCAGCCAAUCCCAGUGGAGAACCCGACAGCACGCACCACGACAUGGUCAUCAGUCGGCUUGGCCAUAAGAUCCAGGGGGUUCUGUGUGACGGGGAUUCCAACGAGAUCGUAGCCUCAACGGUGGUGAACUGCCUCAAGAUAGAUGAAGGCACGAUUAGUAUCGUGAGGGAAGGCUGCGUCCCGGCGGUGAAGGUCCGACAGAUCUUUGAGAGGGUGAAGACCAGUAUGUCGUGAGGAGGACCCUUCCCUCCGUCCCUCUAUCCUCUCUUCCAUCCAGCUCCCCUCCCCCAUUCUCUCCCUCCAUCCUCUGUUGACCAAUGACGACACUCAGAUCAGAUACUGGACCCACCCACCUCAGGCCACCAUCCAAUGUGUCUCUCCAACAUGUUGAGGAACAGUUGUUACAUAUUUAUUCUGUAUGUUGUCGACGUAAUCAUAUGUAAAUAUGUGCAUUUUAGAUUCGAUUUUCGGAUUAUAAGUAUGUUUUGUUUUGUUCUGUAUGAUUUGAUUAUGUAAAAUGAAGUGGUAACAGAAAUUAUACUCUAAUGAUGUUGUGCUCUAAAUGAGGGAUUAAUGAAGGAUGAUGUAGUUCUCUAAAUGAGGGAUUAAUGAAGGAUGAUGUAGUGCUCUAAAUGAGGGAUUAAUGAAGGAUGAUGUUGUGCUCUAAAUGAGGGAUUAAUGAAGGAUGAUGUAGUACUCUAAAUGAGGGAUUAAUGAAGGAUGAUGUUGUGCUCUAAAUGAGGGAUUAAUGAAGGAUGAUGUUGUGCUCUAAAUGAGGGAUUAAUGAAGGAUGAUGUAGUGCUCUAAAUGAGGGAUUAAUGAAGGAUGAUGUUGUGCUCUAAAUGAGGGAUUAAUGAAGGAUGAUGUAGUGCUCUAAAUGAGGGAUUAAUGAAGGAUGAUGUAUGUGAAUGUACGAUGCUGCUGGGUAUAAAUUAAUAAUACAUUAUUGUGAAGUACUGUUUAACUGGGAAUAUAUAUAUUGUUUAAUAUGGGAGAUUGACGCAGGCCAAAUGCAAACAUGCAAAAUUGAAAAGCAUUAUUUGCUUUGGCAAUUUACUGCAAUAGAUCCAUGUACAUAGUGAAGUUAUACUUUUAAAAAACUGUUGUAGAUCCAUGUGUAUAGUGAAGUUAUACUUUUAAAAAACUGUUGUAGAUCCAUGUGUAUAGUGAAGUUAUACUUUCAGAAUAAAACUCUAAUUAAAAAUACUUAUUUCUCCA